AUGCGAGGAGCAGGAGGAGGUUCACACCGUGACAGGAACAACAGCGAGGGACAAGAUGGAGGAACAAAGACAACAACACCAUUUCCGCUCACUAGGCCCAGAAGCAACACCCAGCGACAACCAGUUACCAACACCACCACCACAACUUCACCCGCACUAGAAGACGGCCAGGAACAAGCGCCCCCAAAACCAGUCAAACCACGCAGAGAAAUACUCAAACUAGACGCCGCGAAAUUAUUGUCCGCUGAAGGACUCCCAAAACUCAUUACAAACUCUCAAAAAUUGAGGUUGAAGAAAGACAAGGGGAAGGAGGCCGCAAAUUUACAGAAACUGAUGACAUACUAUCAGAUUUGGGCACACGGAUUGUUUCCCAAGCUGCAAUUCGAGGCUUUUAUCAAUAAAGCUGAGACUGUAUGCAGAGAGAGGCGGAUGAGGAUCUUUUUAGACGCCGCUCUAGCGGAAGAACGCCGCCUGUUGGCGACCCAAAGAGGCGAUGCGCGAGAAAGUGCCGCAACCGCCGCCGCUGACGAAUUCGACGCUGACUCGGCAACGAGGAAGGUGUUUGGUGGGAUGUUAGACAACGAUGAUGGCGAUGACGAGGAUGAAGUUGACGAGGAUGAAGUUGUUGAUGAUGCGAUUGAGAGUAAUGAUGCGGAUAUGGACGCCUAUGAUAUGCUUGAUGGCGGGGCGGGCGCGGGCGGCUCAUCACCGUCAGAUUUGAAGUUGGGACGGGGGGAAAUCAAGAGCAAGGGUGCGACUUCCACAAGGGGUAUGGCGCCGAGACCGAGUUCACAUGUAAACGACGAAGGACAACAUGAGCAGGCCCUCGAUGAGGAUGAAGAUUUUGACGCAGACGCCGAGGCCGCGUUGGCUAUGCUCGAGAUGGAGGUGGAGAUGGACACAGGACUCCGCUCGCCUACCCGGGCACACCCCAUAUCCGACGCUCCAAGCAAUCCCAGCAUGAGACACGACAGCGAACUGGGUGUCGCCGGCCCCUCGACUGCGUCGCGGAUAGGCAGAACACGCGGACGUGUAGAGGACGAUGGUAGUGUCGGGGAGGGUGGUGCGACUGGCGAGGGAGAGAUUGGGAAGGCGACGAUGAACAGUAGCCGGCCGUCUAAACGAUGGAGGCGGAUGAUUGCGGAUGAAAGUGACGAGGAAGAGGUGGGAAACGGGGUUGCGAAUGGUGAGGGGGAUGACGCGCAAAAGAAGCAGGGGAUUGUAUAG
Fimicolochytrium jonesii is the source of this 1227-nucleotide messenger RNA. RefSeq names its product replication fork protection component Swi3-domain-containing protein. The transcript has 3 exons. Gene Ontology annotation, molecular function: DNA binding. Gene Ontology annotation, cellular component: nucleus; replication fork protection complex. Lineage: Eukaryota; Fungi; Chytridiomycota; Chytridiomycetes; Spizellomycetales; Powellomycetaceae. The coding region runs from base 1 to 1227 and encodes 408 amino acids. Gene Ontology annotation, biological process: replication fork processing; replication fork arrest; DNA replication checkpoint signaling. The record is from RefSeq and is a predicted model, not a curated record.